Adineta ricciae is the source of this 447-nucleotide messenger RNA. The record is from the annotation of a GenBank genome assembly. NCBI's taxonomy places the organism in Eukaryota, Metazoa, Rotifera, Eurotatoria, Adinetida, Adinetidae.
AUGAAAAAGCAAUUGAAACGAAUACAAUUUAUUCAUCGACGACAAAAUGAGGAAUGUCGAAGAUUCUGGCAAAUUGUUGAUGAUCAACAUAUGAUCACACUGGAAGAUGUUUGGAAAAACGCUAAUCUGUCGUCAUUAAUUAAUAACCAUAAAUUUUAUUCGUGCCAAACGAAAACAUUGUUACCUGAUUGGUAUCAUGUUGAUUUGUUGUAUGAUAAUGAACGAAUUUUGAUCGAAGAAUUUGAUCAAAGUCCGACAAUCAAUAAACCCUCAAUUAUUAAACCGGAAGAUUUGAAAAUUCUCUCAAAGAAGAAGCAAUUGAAUGUAGUUCUUACUAAUCGAUCAUUUGUUAUUACUAAUAAACAUUCGAUUCCGAAGGGUUUCUAUCACCAGUGGGACAAUGGCAAAACGCACAGAGCAACACAUAGCUGUCGAUUGAUAUUCUAA